This is a messenger RNA of Glossina fuscipes, 7560 nucleotides long. RefSeq lists its product as uncharacterized. Gene Ontology annotation, molecular function: RNA polymerase II cis-regulatory region sequence-specific DNA binding; zinc ion binding; DNA-binding transcription factor activity, RNA polymerase II-specific. The record is from RefSeq and is a predicted model, not a curated record. Lineage: Eukaryota; Metazoa; Arthropoda; Insecta; Diptera; Glossinidae. The coding region runs from base 104 to 4897 and encodes 1597 amino acids. Gene Ontology annotation, biological process: regulation of transcription by RNA polymerase II. The transcript is spliced from 12 exons. Gene Ontology annotation, cellular component: nucleus.
UUUAUCUGCUAAGUAUUCAAUUAGAUUAGUUUUAAGCUUUUUUUAAAUCAAUUCUCUAAUAGAUCUUAAGCAGCAAACCGUUUUCCUACGACCAAUUGAAAACAUGGCUUUGAUGAAGCGGCCCUUAACUAAGGAGACAACUUUUAAUGAAAAUAACAACAAUAACAUUAACAGCACUCACAGUUAUACGAAGCUGGAUAAGGAACAUGAGAUCGCUGUUAAACGUAAAAAGCGUACGCCACCUGACGACGAUACUAACAAUAAUAAUAAUUAUAAUAAUAAUAUUAAUAACAAGAGCAAUAGCAAUAGCAAUAGCAAUAAUAACAACAACUAUACCACCACAAAUAUCAACUUAAAUAUAUUAACUAAGUUAGAUGAAAGAGCUAACGUACCUCAAAAGAAACGUAACGCACCUAUAACCGUUAACGGUGAAUUCGUUAGAUCAUCUAAGGAGGAGCAAGAGCAAGAAGAUGAUGAGACUUUAAUACGUGAGACUCAAGCAGCACUGAAAAGUUUAUCGGGCAGUUGGCCGGCAGAGGCGCGCAACAAUCCCUAUAGGCUAAAUGAACAAGAUGAAAAUCCGCCGGCAUUUCAAAAUCUCUUUGAAGAGAAUCGAAAACAAAAGGAAAACGAUCAGGCGCGCAUGAAUGCACCGCAAAAUGCAGAAAUAUUCUCGCAUGAUCAACGCAAAAGAGGGACCUUUGAGUCAACGUCCGCCUUUAAACCGCCCAAUGAUAUAAAACGUAACAGUUUAAUCGGCUAUUCUUGUUCAACAUAUUCACCUUACAAUGUAGCAGAAUCGUCGGCAAUUUUCUUAAAUUACCCGCCACCAACGAUUCCCCCGUCAAAUCUUGGCAACCCACCCAACAGUGCGGGUGGGCUUGAAACCAAUCAUCAUUCCGAUGAAGUCAAAGAAUCAAAAGAAUCUAUUAAGCCACCGAAAAAUUCUGUUACAAUCAAUAGCAGUAGUGGUAAUAAUCAUAAUAAUAAUAAUAAUAAUGACAACAAACAUUAUACGACCUUACAGCCAGCUGGUAUGGGUAGUCGUGCAGCUUCAGUCAUGCAAGAUAUAAAUCGCGAAGCGACCGGCGAAUCACAAAUCAAUUCGACGAGCAAUUUGAUACUUCCGCCAAUAUAUUCACCGGGCAAUCUUAAUCGCGAUGGUAAUAAAUGUCCUACGCCCAACUGUCGUGGUCAGGGUCACAUAACGGGCUUGUAUUCACAUCAUCGAAGUUUAUCAGGUUGUCCGAAACGUGAUAAAGUUACAACAGAAUCUGUGCGUGGUAAAGAUUUACAUCAUUUGGAAAAAUUGAAAAUCACUUCGAAUCAGUACUUGAAUAACAUCAACAACAAUAAUAACAAUACCCAGUGUAUUAAUCAUAAUAAUAGCAAUAGCAGCAACAGCAAAUUAAGUCCUACAUCCAACAACAAUAUGCCAAUUAUUAAAUCAGAAUUCAGUCCAGUGGCAAAUAUUAAAACGGAAUACAAUAAAAGUCCAAUGCAUUCUUAUUUGACGAAUGAUUCAAAUACUGCGGGGCGUACAAAUAAUGCCGCUACCGGUGGCUCAUCCAACAAUACGUCCUCCAAUGUUGGUCAAACUACGGCAAACAAUUCAACCGGAACUCUUCAACAGCAACAACAACAGCAACAACAACAACAUAACGAAAUGACACGCUAUGUGGGCAUGCAGGCGCAUACAAUGGGCGACCAACAGAGUCCACACAAUUCGCAGCAAAGUUUGCAUCAACAACGCGGUCCUUUCAUUGAAAAUUCUUCCGGUUUAAUGAUGCCGUCGGGCAAUGGCACAUCCUCUGACGCCGGUGAUACCUACCAUAAUGAUCAUCAUGCACAGCAAGCACAACAAUCACAAAAUGAGCAACAACAACAACAACAACAGCAACAGCAACAAUAUGAACAAAUACGUUACGGUCAUCAACAGCUAUCGAAUGGUGAAACAAUAAACAAGCCGCCCACGUCCUUUACCAGUGAAAUGCUAACUAGCAGCAAUGGUAACAGUGGUAAUCUUUCGCCUAGUUCUCGCAGUUACGAUCCCCAUCCGCCAACUUCGAUAUCUUCAAGCGUAUCAUCUCCCUAUGUGGAUUCGUCGACAGCAGCAGGCGUUUCUGGCUUAAGUACUGCUUUCGAGCGCUACGAUCCCAACUGCAAUGGUCAAAGAACUGGGAAUAUGUAUCCGUAUUUGCCUCAGACAGCAGAUGAUUUACAAGCUCAACAGCAUAAGUACUUGCAAGAUCAGCAAUUAUUGAUGGCCAAAGUAGAGCAAGACGAAAUGGCUAACGGCGGUCCCAUUUAUCCUAGACCUAUGUAUCAUUACGACCCAAGUAUGGGACCGCUGCCACCUGGUUUCUCGGCCAUAAAUUUAUCAGUUAAAAUGGCUGCCGCACAAGCAGCCGCUGCAGCUGCAGCAUAUCAAAAUCAGCAACAACAACAACAGCAACAGCCCCACCAACCACAAUCGACAUCCACACAACAGCCACAGCAGCAACCUAAACAGAGUGGCUCACCCUCACCUUCAGGAGCACCAGCUGUCGAUCUCUCGGCUUCAAAUUCCGUCACAUCCUCCAGUCCACACGGCUACAAUUCACCAGCGUCUCAUAAUCAAUACAAUCAGCGCAUCGGAACGACUAGCCCUCAGCCCGGUGCUAGCCCCAAUGUAGCCAGUCCACAAGUGCCAAGUCCUCAAGGGCAGACAUUGGAUUUAAGUGUUACUCGAUUACCGCACAGUAUUAUUACUAGUCCACAAUAUGGUACACAUCCGGAUGGUGUAGUGGUGGGAACGCAUCCACCAGGUUUUGGCCCAGGUUUGCCUACGGCAGCGGCAAAUGGUACACCUCGAACACCUCCAAUGGAUCCAGUUGAUUUUAGUGGCCCUCCUCGUCCCUUAGGAUUCGGACUUGUGGGUCACAUUGGUGGCCCCCGGCCUUACAGUCGUGAGUCAACUCCAGAUAGUGGCGGCUCACACUACAUUGACAGUUAUCGUGAUCCCAGCGGCUAUUCCCCACAUCCUGGUUAUGGUAUGGUAGUGCAAUCUGAUUAUCCCCCAACCGGCUAUCAUGGUUACGGUCCAGCAGCAUAUCAAUGUAGCAAUCCUUACGCAACGGCCGUAGGUCCAGGCGGAUAUCCAACACCAGUUUCGGGUGGCUACUCUACUAGUCCGGCUUCCUGCUACUCAAUGCCACCUCCACAACACAUACCACAGCACGACAAAACAAAGGAUAGCUUAACCGGCUGCCCGCGCACAGACCGCAAUCACUUGCAGCCACAUUCACAAGAACUUAAAUGUCCGACACCAGGCUGCGACGGUUCAGGCCAUGUUACCGGCAACUAUUCUUCCCAUCGUAGCUUGUCCGGUUGUCCACGUGCCAACAAACCCAAAAGCAAGCCUAGAGAUGGGCAAGACUCCGAACCACUGAGAUGUCCAAUACCGGGUUGCGAUGGUUCCGGCCACUCAACGGGUAAAUUCUUAUCGCAUCGGAGUGCUUCUGGCUGUCCGAUCGCUAAUCGUAAUAAGAUGCGGGUCUUGGAAGCUGGUGGUACUGUAGAGCAGCAUAAAGCAGCCGUUGCUGCAGCGACAGCUAUGAAAUUUGAUGGCUGCGGUUCCGCUUCGCAGGCAAUUAAGAAACCUAAAUUUGAUGAGGUCACUAUGGUGUAUCCUAAAGGCUAUACAGUCGGAAUGGAUAUGAUGAUGACUGGUGUGGGCUCAGCGAUUGCAGCUUCCGCCGCCUCUUCCAACAAUGCCAGCAGUUCGUCGGCCCUUUCAAGCGUUUCUUCGACAGGCUCUUCAAUUAUACCGGACGGUAUGCACUCGACAUCAACGACCGGUAAUGGCAUUAACACUGCAACAAGUGACGGACGCACCGAACCAAGCUCGGAAGAUCUUAAUACCUUAGAAGCGGAAAUCUCCGAGUUGCAGCGAGAGAAUGCGCGGGUUGAAUCGCAGAUGCUGCGCCUGAAGUCAGACAUAAAUGCCAUGGAGUCACAAUUGAACACUAGCGAUAGGGAGACUUCUCCGAUGAGUGCUCAUCAACAGCGUGCUCUCGCUGCGGUGACUGGCAGCGCUGGAGGAACAACAGCUCUUGCAGCAGUCUCCUCCAGCACCACGGCCAGCACGCUUAGUAGUGACAACCUCAACAACGGCUCCGGUACGAACAACUCCAACUCAAACUCCACCAUCCCGAACGCCUUCACCGGCCUUAACACCGGCCAUUUAAACGAAACAAACAAUAAUAACAACAAUAGCGCUAAUAAUAAUCUUACGCAUAAUGCAGUUUAUGAGACGCCAUCGACGGUAAGCUCAACUUCUACAACUUCAACAGUUCCUUCUAAUAUAAAUAAUUACUACGAAAGUCUACGCAAUAAUGUCAUUACAUUAUUGGAACAUGUACGAAUACCGCCAGCUGGCGGACACGCACCUACGGCUUCAAUGUCUAAUAGCAAUGUAUGUACAUCAAAUGUCAGUAAUCAACCGCCAACCGCGUACACUACACACCCGACCUUAAUACCACCGAGUCCAUUGGCUACACCUUCUGUUGCAGCCAGUAGCACUGGUGUUUCUAUGUACGGCAGUGCUAUGCACCCGUUAUCAUCGGCACAUUCGGCUGCUAUGCCACCACCGCCACCACUGCCAGCAGCGUCAACAGGCCCAACUGCCCUACCACCGUUAUCACAUGCAACAGCAGCCCCCCACCAUCCAUACACUGUUCAUCAUCCAGCCGGCUAUCCGCAUCCGGAACCAUUUGACUCAUAUCUAUCAAAAUUACAAUCUCUUUGCGUACCUCCUGAUGUUUAUGCUCUGCCCGACGACGGUACACGGCCCGUAUACGAUACGGUCAAAUCAAGUUUACAUCAAGAUUAUACUGUCAUGCCAACAGCUAUUUAAAUAACAUACUACUACUAGAAGUUCGUGCAAGUCGACCGAAAAACAUGACUAACUUAAAAAGAUGAUUGCAAAUGAAUUGCUUCUUCUUCUCCGAAGCGUUUCUUGUCCGCCUCUUUGUUUUUAUCUAAGUUCUUCUUAAAUUUCUGCAAGUACGUUUAAUUAGUCUACACUAAGUGUUCGCGUGAAGAAACACACCAACAUUUCUGCCUAGCAUGAGGGACUAGAAUAUAUGGGACUAGAAAUUCUUAUGAAAUCAACACAUACGUUAAUAUGUCUAUGGGUCUAACGAAAAGACAUUAGCAAGAGACUCAGCACAGGCUAAGCAACUAAGCCAGCUAACUAUAGGUUGGAAACGGCGUCAACUGAUUAUAAAGGUGUUACGAAUAAAACUGAGUUUCCAUAAUAAAUACGGACCAAAGAACGUUUUAAAUAGGAUUUUUCCAGAUGACUUAUAGCGCACUGUACACGAUGAUCAAUGCCAAGUAAGGAAAUAGUUGCGUAUAUUAAAAAAAAAAAAAGGAAAUUAUACAAUAUCUGGUAGUCUCUCUAAUGCUCACUUUAUAAUACGGCAAUAACUCGUAAGCGUUGGACAUAAUGUUGCAAAAACAUCAUCCAUAUCCAAAAUUUGAACUGUACAGUCAGAUUUUUAAGCGAAAGAAUUAGUUUAUCAAUUGAUCGGUUAGAAUAUUUUUAAUAAUAUAAUGCUGUGAAAACUUACAAACACCUUUCAGAAGAGCAGAACUAUGGGAAUGUAAAUUAUGGGAAUCUGUGCGAAUUUCUUCGCAUAAAGAGUUACAAGUGUGUUAUUAAUAUAUAACGCGAAAGCACAUUUAAUGAAUACAUUUUGCUACACUACUAGACACUAGUUCUGACUUGACUUUAGUAGAAUAGAGUUUCUGCCUCUUUCGCCUUUUCUAGACUUCAACAAAAAUCACUGUCCCAAGCAAAACGAUUACCUUAAUAACGUUUCAAAAAUAACAGAACAUAAGCGUUCUAGUAAUCAACAAGCACUUAGAGAGGAGCAGGGUACUCGACGUUAACACAGCGGAAAUCUCAAAAAUAGGGGAACAUUUUAAGGACUUCCGAAGGUAAUCUUCAAUAAAACAAAAUAGAAAAGAGUCGCGUCGAAACUAAUCGUAUUGUGUGUGGAAACCUUUUCCGCCUAUUUUCCGUUAGAAAUGGUCUUUUCCAUUGUGAAUUUUUAUCUCAUCAGUUAUUUUAAUAGAUACUGUCACACUGCUUGAAAGUUUGAAAACUUCGUUUUGAAUGCUCUUGGCGAUGUAAUAAGAUUAACGUACGUAGGAGCAGGGCCUGUUUUGCUGUUGCCGAAAACGGAAAUUUUUUUUUUACCGUGACUGGCUUUUCAUACCCUGCUGCACUUGUGGUGCAAUGGUACUAACAAGUCUGUGCGGAUGUAGCACCCGGAAACACUUGAAAUGGACCCACCUUAUAUUAAACCAAUCGAUACAGAAUCACAUUCAAACAAGUCAACAGCCCACCAACAACGACGAAACAGACGACGUAUCAGGUUUCCUGCUGCAUUCAUAGGGAAAAUGCGCCUGUAAAAUACCGCAAUUUAGAAUAGGCAAGUUAUUAACAUUGUAGGGAAACUCGAAUAGCUGUAGAAUGCCACUUAGAAGAGGCGACUGAGUGUAAAGUUCUUAUGAGUAAAUGAAACUAAAGCAAACUAUCACAAUUGAUGCAAUAGGAAGCGUUUGCAGCACUAAACUGAAAUAUAUUUUCCGAACCAUUGGGCUCAUCGGAUAAUGCUCGUUACGAACUAGUUUCAUUCGAUCGUUUACUGUCCCUGCGAGUGAUGCCCCGAUUCGCGUCAUGGCACCUAAAAAAUUUUACUUUUUGUGGUUAGUUUAAAAAGUCACAUGUUCACAGAGCCAAUUUAUACAUAGUUAUUCCAGUAGUGCAACUGACAGGUUUACCUAAAUCCAACGUGGAUACUAGGAGUUAUACGAUCUAUGCAUUUUGUUUAGUAAGCGUUCAGGUCACGGCAAUUUGUUUAGCUUUUCACUGAUUUCUGGUCGCUUCAAUGUCAAUUGUAAAGUAUUCACGCUUGCACUAAUUUACGAUCAGUGUUGUCAAACCUCGACCAACAACAAAGUUCAUAUAUAUUUGAACAAAAAUUUGAUUCAUAAUAUAUUCGCGUCUAUAGGAUUUUAAAAUGAGAAAAUUGACGGUUAUAGACGAGACCGUUGCAAAUAAUCUGAGUCGACUUGGCUUCAUUCUUAAGAACUGAUCAUUUUUUCGAUCCCGUUUUGAUUCGUUUUGGAACGUGUUGGUCUUGAAAUAAAUGAUCGUCGUAACUGGAAUAAUAAAAAGUCGCUGACCGAAUUACUUAUUGCAAUCGAAGUUCCGAGGUCGAGGAUGUCAUCGUUCCGUUUAGUGGUCGCAAAAGUGAACGCAGACACGAUCAGCCUUUCCCGCAUAAUUUGUUUUUAAUUGUUAAAAAGAAUUUCAUUUCUUCAAUGGAAUUUUGCAAAUCAUCUCAGAACCUGCAUCAAAUUGAUUCAAAAUGCUUUUCUUCUUGCACUUACGGUUAUCGCAAUGAAUGAGUAAAAAUUUUGGAACAUUCGGACUUUCUAAUAGCUAGUGUAACCAAAACAGUUGUUAAACAAAUAAAAACAUUUUUUUUUAAUUCGUAAGGUAAA